UCAGUCUGGACGAGUUAUUUGGGGACCUCAUCGUAUUUCCGUCUGAAGAGUCCAUCCAAUCUGCCUGGUGUGGUAAUGAAUCCACACCGUGCCCCGACUGCAGUAAUGGUGACGCCACCAGUAUUUGUGCUGACAGGCUGGUAUCAAGAGAUAUGCACAUCUCCCUGACAAAGCUUGCUCUGUUAGUACAAGCGGAAUGGCCACUACGAAAAUUGAUGGUAGACGAAGGAUGGGACGAACCAACAGAACGAUUUCCCGACAGACAACAUGGAAACACGUCGCUCUUCUACGAGGGUCGUGCAGCAACUAUAGGCGUCACUCAAGAACUCGACUUAGCCAGAUCCUUUGAUGAAGAUAUUAACCGGAGAUUAUAUCAGCUGGCAAAAUGUGCAGGGUUACGCAUGCGUGACGGCCAAUCAGAUGAGUUUCGGGAAGUAUGUGUUGGAGAACAGACUGACCAUUUUCGGCGUAAGAGAUCGCUAAGGUCACGCAGAUCGACAGGACUUAGUCUCGAUUCAAACUGCAAAGAAUCCAUCUGGCCCUGCAUUGAUUUAUUUCAAAGUAUUUUGACAGCCAUCAGUUUUGAUCCAUCUAAGGUGUCAUCUCAACUAGGAGGUCUAGAUUUAUUCCAAGCCGGUGAUAAAGAAUAUCCGUCGGGCAGAAGCGUAGUUGACGUUUGUGGUGAUAUAGACGAGACCUACUCCCGAUAUAAUAUCAAACAAAUGCAAAGGCUACUCCAGUAUCCAUAUAAUGAUAUCGAGUUCCCUGCCGAAGGCUCCAGUGAACAAAUGUGUGGGUCAGUAACAAGACGCUGUGUCCAAGAUACCGCGUAUAGCUUCUCCACUGAUCCAUUACGAUGGCUAAGCAGUAGGAUGAUGAUACCGAGACUUGCCUUAAGACUUUACACUUUCUUCCUUUACCUAACGGAAGCCAAUAUCAUCGAUCCGUGCUGUGAUUCAUUCAAAUAUUGUAAGGGAGUCUGCAUACAUGAGGGCAUGGCGUGUGAAGGUAGCACACGGAGGAAACGACAGACGACUGAAAACAUUCAACGAGGUACCAGGACAAAACGAUCAACUUCAACAUCAGACGAAAUUCUGUCUAAAUUCCAGAAUAAUGGGAGGGCUAUACAGGUGGACCUCUCAGAUAUCAACGUUACGAUGGAGUAUGCCGCAAGUUUGGCUGUCCUGGCGGGAUUCGAUUUCGUUGCUAUUCGCGAAUCAUGCUUGGACUUAUUCGUCCGAAAUCAGGCUGGAGUCAAGGCGAGCAUUACACCCUUUCCUUUUGCGAAUCUGAUUGACGUUAACCAUCCAACGAACAGUGGAGAUGAAUACAUUCUCACUGACGAAAUAAUUCCACUGUAUGACGGAUACAGGGCUGAACGGAAAUUGUCAGACUGCUAUAAAAUAUCUGACAUUAGAAAUCAAGGACAUCACAACCGAUAUUUUAGGUUUGAUACAUUGCUGCUUGAGUGUCUAGAAGAAGCAAGCUAUGAAUAUGGAUCCUGUAUUCCAGUAGUGAAAGGAUCAGCCUACAGGACGAAAUCUAUCAACAAUAUUAACAUAGAGGAGAGACAUGCUGAAGAGCUAAAUAACUUUAUUCGCGGGAAGGCGGUAGAAAUCAUGCCUACCAACACCAAAACAGACGAUCCUCUGUACGAACUAGGACUAACGGUUAUAAGAACAUGUACUGCCAACCUGCGGUUUAAACAGAUCAAAAUUGGCAUAGGAAGUCACUCCGACCGCCUGUAUUUGGACAUCCGGGAAAGUGAAGGGCCGAGGGAUCUCAUGUCCCUGUGGGAUGUUGACAAUCCCCAGUUGUUCAACAAGAUGAAACAGGUGCAAGACGACCUGUUUGCUGGAGGACCUCUGAUCAGACCGACAAAUGUUGAGGGAGCUUGUAAGAAUCCGCCACUAGGCCAGUCUUUGUAUUAUAUAAGACAACCAGCAAGCCUAUUGAAUGUAUGCAUAUUCAAUAAUGAAGACUUUUGUGAGGACACCGUGGAAGCAAGAGAGAAAGCAGUACAAGCGUUGCUAAAAAACCUCGUCAGUGUGGUUGGUUCUGGAUAUUUUUCAGAAUCCGCUAUAAGAGGACAGGCCGAACAAUGCUUCGUCACUCAUUGUGGAGGAUGCCUAGGACGAGGUAAUAUAUGGACGGAGAAAACAAAGAGCUGUAUGUCAUUUAUUAAGACAUUCCUGUCUGCAUUGUCACGUCCAUUUGGCGGGAGUCUCCAUGACAACGCCGCUUUCUUUAAUAUGGAUUCGCGUGCAUCAAACGUGAAAACUGUUGCGUGUUAUGUUGGUAACCUUUGUCUCCCGGACGUUCAGUUUUAUUCCAUACUAUUGACGACUUUAGAGGGAAUAUACCAACCGAACAGCGAUAAUGAUGUAGAAGAGGCGCUGUAUGGACCAUCAGACAAUCCACUUCCGGUUCUCGAUCUUUUAGAACAGGAAAUGGCGAUGUCUGCAAGUGGCGUCGUAAAGAUUUACUUAGAAUCAAAGGAUGACCUUAAUGCCCUCUAUCCUAUCAUAAAGAUAUUGAUGACCUACAAUCGUAACGUAAAUGAAGUGGAAUUCCACCUUACGACUGGGAUAUCUCACACAUGGGUUAUCUCCUCUUUGAAAAAUAAGAUACAGAGAUGGUCUACUGCCGUCUGUCCUUCUCGCAGCAGGAUUGCGGUUGCACCAUACAAACUAAUUGACAUACCGGAACAACGACGUAAAAGAUCUGUUGGCGAAACUCCAAAAAUCUUUCGUUCGAAUCUCCGCGAUGCCGAACUUGCAUGGUUGAUGCGCAAUUAAAAAAUACAUUGUUGCUUGAAUCUAAUCAGUAUUGAAUGCCAGAUAUAUUAUCAUGAAGGCAAUUUACUAGCAAUGAAGGAAAAUUAUCUUACCUUAUCAAUGGAAUACAUCUCAAUUAAUUGAUUCAUAUGAUCAUGGUUUUAUUUUUUUUCUGUAAUUAAUCUCACCCAAUAUGUAGUAUAGGCGUACCGGUCAUACAAAUGUAGUAAAUCAUCGUUACAUUGCUACUUUUAGUUCGGCGAUAUUUUAGCAUUGCAAACACAUUUUGUGAUAAUCGAUAUCGACACUAGUUAAUACAGGAAUGGUUCAGAAAAAAAAGCUGUAUUGAAAUAUCUUUGUUUCAGACGACAAAUGAAUCAAGCUAAACGAAAACGAUAUUUUCACUUGCUGAACAUUUGCACUAUUUCUGUUAUUGAUAUAUUUUACAAAAUGCUAAACAAAUGUUAUUAUAGACAAGCAAAUAAAAGCUAAAAUAUGAGCAUAAUAGUUUUUUAACAAUAUUGCACAUCUAAAUACCACCGAGUUGAAAACACUUCAGCCUCACUGAUAGUGAAUGAUAAUCUGGUAAAAGAUGAUAGACAUGCUAAACAUAAAAUAGUUUCAUUGGAAAGACGCUCAAAUUGUGAAAAAAUGCAAACGAACUGAUAAUCGCAACCGAAAUGGAAAGUAUUUUUGAAAUGUCAUUUGGUUGAAACACUUUGUCGCAAGUUGUUCGUCAUUGGCAGUAGUACAGUACUUUUGCUACCAAUGUAACUUUUCUAAUUCAUUAGUUAUCAUCCGGACCUUCCAAAUAGUUUUGCCUUGUACCUAUAUUCUAUAUAAUCUAUGUUUAUCUGUACCGAGAUAUGUUUCAAGAUAUUGUAAUGAGACUAAUCAAUCUUGUUCUCAAGCUUAUGCUUAUUUCUUUGUGGUGACCACCAAUUAGGAAUGGCACUCAAACUCUUUACUUGUCAAUGCUUUGUUAUCUAAAUACCUUCCCGAGGCAAUGACAUCAUUUAUUGUUAUAUCAGUAAAAGUUCACUUUUAACAAAAAUGACCAUGCUUUAUUUAACUGCUGUAAUGUCACCUUUUAUGUUAUUAACCUUAAUUACAUAAUUGUCUAUGUAUCAAUAUUGACAAUGGACUGAUCUAUAUUAUACAUUUAUACCGGAGACCCGAAAGACACUUGGAUUCACAACCAGCAAAUGGACAACAUGUACACUACCGAUUACCACGUGUGAUCAAAACUCCAUCAUUGAACUUGCUUACGUUGCAAAUUUGGUUCGCCAGCUAAAUACAUUGUAUUUAUUGGAGUACUAAUACAUGUGGACUCAAUAAUCCUAUUAAUUUGUAAAGCUGUAUAUAUUGUAACUUGAAUAUACAGAUGUACAUGUAUUUAGAGAAAAAUAUAACAAAAUAUUGCAAACUGA
Molecule: messenger RNA, 4207 nt
Organism: Pecten maximus
Lineage: Eukaryota; Metazoa; Mollusca; Bivalvia; Pectinida; Pectinidae
Exons: 13
Coding region: 153-2798 (881 amino acids)
Biological process (GO): cell-cell signaling
Source: RefSeq, a predicted model, not a curated record